This is a messenger RNA of Psammomys obesus (fat sand rat), 2916 nucleotides long. RefSeq names its product NUAK family kinase 2 (gene Nuak2). Lineage: Eukaryota; Metazoa; Chordata; Mammalia; Rodentia; Muridae. The record is from RefSeq and is a predicted model, not a curated record. The coding region runs from base 91 to 1983 and encodes 630 amino acids. Gene Ontology annotation, biological process: protein phosphorylation; intracellular signal transduction; microtubule cytoskeleton organization. Gene Ontology annotation, cellular component: cytoplasm. Gene Ontology annotation, molecular function: tau-protein kinase activity; protein serine/threonine kinase activity; ATP binding. The transcript has 7 exons.
AGCGCGCUCGGGUGCGGCUGUGACCUCAGAGCCCGCGUCUCUCCGCGAGCUGCUGCCACCCGAUCCCCUCCAUCUCGCCGUCCCCGCACCAUGGAGUCGAUGGCCUUACCCCGGCGCGCGGGCCAGGCUACCUCGGCCUCCGCCCUGGCCACGGAGCGCGCCCGGCCUCUGGCGGAUGGGCUCAUCAAGUCACCCAAACCCCUGAUGAAGAAGCAGGCAGUGAAGCGGCACCAUCACAAGCACAACCUGCGGCACCGCUACGAGUUCCUGGAGACCCUGGGCAAGGGCACCUACGGGAAGGUGAAGAAGGCACGAGAGAGCUCGGGACGCUUGGUGGCCAUCAAGUCAAUCCGGAAAGACAAAAUCAAAGAUGAGCAGGAUCUAUUGCAUAUAAGGAGGGAGAUUGAGAUCAUGUCAUCACUCAACCACCCCCACAUCAUUGCCAUCCAUGAAGUGUUUGAGAAUAGCAGCAAGAUCGUGAUCGUCAUGGAGUAUGCCAGCCGUGGCGAUCUGUACGAUUACAUCAGUGAACGGCCACGGCUGAGUGAGCGGGAUGCCAGGCACUUCUUCCGCCAGAUCGUCUCUGCCCUGCACUACUGCCACCAGAACGGGAUUGUUCACCGUGACCUCAAGCUGGAGAAUAUACUUCUAGACUCCAGUGGGAAUAUCAAGAUUGCUGACUUUGGACUCUCCAAUCUGUACCACAAAGGCAGGUUCCUGCAGACAUUCUGUGGGAGCCCUCUCUAUGCCUCACCUGAGAUUGUCAAUGGGAAGCCCUAUGUGGGCCCAGAGGUGGACAGCUGGUCUCUGGGCGUUCUCCUAUACAUCCUGGUGCAUGGCACCAUGCCCUUUGAUGGGCAAGAUCAUAAAACAUUGGUGAAGCAAAUCAGCAGUGGGGCUUACCAUGAGCCAUCGAAGCCGUCUGAUGCCUGUGGUCUGAUCCGGUGGCUGUUGAUGGUGAAUCCCACCCGUCGGGCCACACUGGAGGAUGUAGCCAGUCACUGGUGGGUCAACUGGGGCUACACCACCCGAAUUGGGGAACAGGAAGCUCUGCGUGAGAGUGGACACCCUGCCGGUGACUCUGGUCGGGCCUCCAUGGCCGACUGGCUACGGCGCUCCUCCCGGCCCCUCCUGGAAAAUGGGGCCAAGGUGUGUAGCUUCUUCAAGCAGCAUGUGCCGGGAGGUGGAAGCACUGUGCCUGGGCUGGAACGGCAGCAUUCUCUUAAGAAGUCCCGGAAGGAGAAUGACAUGGCUCAGACUCUGCAGGUUGACCCAGCUGAGGAUACCUCCCCUCGUGUCGGCAGGAGCAGCCUCAAGCUUCCAAAAGGCAUUCUCAAGAAAAAGGCCUCUACCUCCUCAGGGGUGGAACAGGAGGACCCCCAGGAGCCCAGUCCAGUGCUUGAUACCCCAGGGCAACGUGCCCCUGCUGUAUCCCUGCUCCCGAGGAAGGGCAUCCUCAAGAAGUCUCGGCAGCGAGAGUCUGGUUACUAUUCUUCUCCAGAGCCCAGCGAGUCUGGGGAACUCUUGGACACUGGUGAUGUGUUUGUGAGUGGGGACCCCGUGGAGCAAAAGUCUCCAGAAGCUUCAGGGCUUCUCCACCGAAAGGGCAUUCUCAAACUCAACGGCAAGUUCUCCCGCACAGCCUUAGAAGGCACCACUACUAGCACCUUUGGCUCCCUGGAUCAAUUGGCCUCCCGUCAUCCUGCAGCCCGGGCCAGCCGCCCCUCAGGGGCUGUGAGCGAGGACAGCAUCCUGUCCUCUGAGUCCUUUGACCAGUUGGACUUGCCCGAGUGGCUUCCUGAAACCCCACUGAGGGGAUGUGUGUCUGUGGACAACCUCAGGCGACUUGAGCUGGCGCCCUCACAAGGCCUGAGGCGAUGGUGGCAGGAACCCCUCGGGGAGAGCUGCUUUUCUCUGACAGACUGCCAAGAGGUGACCGGAGCCUAUAAGCAAGCCCUGGGAAUCUGCUCAAAGCUGAGCUGAGGACCACUGUGCCCCAGUAUGGGGUAGGCUCUAAAAGGGUUUGCAGAGGAACCCUGGGUAGGAUUCCUGGGGCACUGGGGGAGUAGAGUGCAUCAAGGGCUCUAUGUCUAAAGCCUGAUUGAACCAGGAAGAUGAGGAGGUAAAUAGCACAGAUGUGGAAAGGAAUGUGAAGGGCCCACGGAGUCCAGGCUGCCAGAAGUUUUUAGUGGGGCCACAGAGACCUGAAGAGCACCCAAUCCGUGCUACCUCCUUUACCGUGAGUGUUACCCAUGGCACAUUUUCCCACCUGUUCUCUGCCAGUGUCAGGGUGCAUCUUCACACAAGUUCCUGUUCCCAUCCACCACCAGAGUGUGCGCCCUGACAAGCCUGGGGGUGUUGACUGGAAUAACCUCUCCUCCCUUAUUCAAAGAGGAAGCAGCCUCUGGUUUCUGUCUCCCAGACCUGAGCCACCCAGAGUCAGUCACUGUGCAUCUCAAAGACCUAUAAAGUCUCUUCCGGCUGCUGUUUGUUUCUCGGUGGGUCUGAUGCCUCUGAACUCACCUUAGAUCUCAGAGACUCAAGCCUGAAGCUGCUCCUGCUCUCCAGACUACGGAUGUCUCUGUUUCUUGGGCCAGCAGGACCUAGAAUGUGCUGAUUUAUUUAUUUUUGUGAUUCUCAAUUCUGGUGGUUUUUUGUUUUGUUUUGUUUUGUUUUUUAAGUGAAUUUUGCUGCUUUUAGUAAUGUGAAUGCUGUGUUCAAGGGAAAGCCACUGUGCCACUGAAGCUUAUGUACAGAACUUUUUGGCCAUGAUGUCCCUCUAAUCAAGAGGGGAGGGCUUUUUUAAAUUUAUGUCUUGAGCACUGUCUGGAUUGGGUAACCAGUCCCUUCACAGCAGAGGCUGUCCACUCUCCCUCAUCUGUGGCCAAAAAAACCUCAUUAAAACUAGCAUGUUGA